Molecule: messenger RNA, 331 nt
Organism: Meleagris gallopavo (turkey)
Lineage: Eukaryota; Metazoa; Chordata; Aves; Galliformes; Phasianidae
Source: RefSeq, a predicted model, not a curated record
CACCGCGGCAAAUCCAAAAAGACAGUGGACAAGAACAGCAACGAGUACCGCGUGCGCCGGGAGCGCAACAACAUCGCGGUGCGCAAGAGCCGGGACAAGGCCAAGCAACGCAACGUGGAGACGCAGCAGAAGGUGCUGGAGCUCACCACCGACAACGAGCGGCUGCGGAAGCGGGUGGAGCAGCUCAGCCGGGAGCUGGAGACUCUGCGGGGCAUCUUCAGGCAGCUGCCCGAAAGCUCGCUGGUGAAGGCCAUGGGCAGCUGCGCCUAGCCGGGCCCUCCUGCUGCUCCGUGCGCUCCGAGCGGUGCCGGAGCGGGCUCAGAUUGCGGGG